UGCAGGGGUCCUUUCUCUGCGUUGCCUUUGCUCCCUGAGAAAGCUGGGAAGGCUCUCAGGAGGCUGGAACCUUCCUUGGAGUCCCUGCGGAGAGCAAGGGAAGCAGAGAGAAGAGGGAGGCAAGAGAAGCCAGGGGUCUUUGCAAAGGGAGGAUGGCAGGGUCUCCCCGGCCCACGCUGCAUCAGGGGGGCUUGCAAGUGCUGGCAGCGACCCUCUCCUUGGCUUUGGUGGCCUCCUACAACCUGGACCUGGAGCAGCCAGUGAUCUUCCAGGGACCCAACCACUCUUUCUUUGGCUACUCCGUCCUGGAGCAUUACUACGACCACACGAGAUGGAUUUUGGUUGGUGCCCCACAGGCAGAUUCUAAAUACAGUGCUUCACUUAAGUCUCCGGGAGCUGUCUUUAAAUGCCGUGUUCACACCAACCCUGAUAGGAGGUGCACAGAAUUGGACAUGGGUAGAGCCAGUGUUCCGGGAAUGCCUUGUGGGAAGACAUGCAAAGAGGACAGAGAUGAAGAAUGGAUGGGUGUCACUUUAGCAAGGCAACCAAUAGCUGGAGGAAGUAUUUUGGCUUGUGCACAUCGUUGGAAAAACAUCUACUAUGAGACAGAGUACAUACUUCCACAUGGUUUUUGCAACAUCAUCCCACCUAAUCUGGGGCCCAAUGGUAAAAAGUUAUUGCCCUGCUAUGAAGAGUAUAAGAAGAAGUAUGGCGAGGAGCAUGGCUCAUGUCAGGCUGGCAUAGCAGGUUUCUUCACAGAGGAGCUGGUUAUCAUGGGAGCUCCUGGAUCUUACUACUGGACAGGAACUAUCAAAGUACUGAAUCUCACUGAUAAUACAUACUUCAAAUUGAAUGAUGAAUCCGUGAUAGCCAAGCGGUACACAUAUCUUGGAUAUGCGGUGACAGCGGGUCACUUCUCCCAGCCGAUGACCACUGAUGUCGUAGGAGGAGCUCCUCAGGAUGGAGGCGUUGGAAAGGUAUACAUUUUCCGCACUGAUAAGCGGUUUGGAUCUUUAAUAAAGAUCUUUCAAGCUUCAGGUAAAAAGAUGGGCUCUUACUUUGGCUCCUCCUUAUGUGCAGUUGAUUUGAAUUCUGAUGGACUUUCAGACCUCCUGGUGGGAGCGCCCAUGUUUUCAGAGAUCCGGGAUGAGGGUCAAGUCACCGUCUACCUCAGCAGAGGAAAUGGAGUCCUGGAAGAGCAGCUUGUUCUAAAUGGUGACAAUGCCUACAAUGCACACUUUGGAGAAAGUAUGGCUUCCCUGGGGGAUAUGGAUGAUGACGGAUUCCCAGAUGUUGCCAUUGGUGCUCCUAAAGAGGAUGACUACAUUGGAGCGGUCUAUAUCUACCAUGGAUACACUGGUGGCAUUAUACCUCAGUAUUCUAUGAGGAUACCAGGAAAACGGUUAAGUCCGAGACUACAGAUGUUUGGCCAGUCGAUUUCUGGAGGUGUUGAUAUGGAUGGAAAUGGUUACCCAGAUGUGACGUUUGGAGCUUUUAUGUCAAACAAUGUGGUUCUUCUAAGAUCUAGGCCUGUCAUUACUAUGGAUGUCUCCAUUUUCCUGCCUGCAUCUAUUGACAUCACGGCUCCGCAGUGCCAUGAUGGCUUGCAACAAGUGAACUGCCUAAACAUCACAGCCUGUUUUAGUUUCAGAGGAAAGCACGUUCCUGGACUGAUAGGACUGAACUAUAACUUGACAGCAGAUGUGACCAAGAAAGAAAGGAGUAAUCCAAUCAGGGUUUAUUUUGUCUCUUCUGGAGAAGCAAUGGGCCAGAUCUCAGAGCAGUUGCAGCUGUCCUAUAGGCAAGAGAAAUGCAAGCAAUACCUAGCCUACGUGAAGAGAAGAGUCAAAGAUGUGAUAUCACCAAUUGUAUUUGAAGCUGUAUAUAGCCUUGGGGAACACACCCUGGCAAAGGAAGAGAAAGAAUUGCCUGCGCUGAAGCCUGUACUUCGAUGGAAAAGGGGACAGAAGAUGGCUCAGAGAAAUCAGACUGUGUUUGAGAGGAACUGUCAGUCAGAUGAUUGUGCUGCUGAUCUGAAACUUCAGGGGAAAUUGUUCUUAUCCAGUGUUGAUGACAGGGCUCCCUAUCUGGCUUUGGGAGCAGUGAAGAACAUUUCUCUGAACAUCUCCAUCUCCAACAUUGGGGACGAUGCUUAUGAUACCAACAUUGCUUUCAACUUUUCCAGGGAGCUCUUUUUCAUCAAAAUGUGGCAAAAGGAAGAGAUGGGCAUCGCAUGUGAAUUACUUGAACCAGACUCGGACUUCCUUAAGUGCAGUGUGGGCUUUCCCUUCAUGAGAUCAAAGUCCAAGUAUGAGUUCAGUGUAAUCUUUGACACUAGCCAUUUGUCUGGAGAAGAAGAGAGUCUCUCAUUCCUUGUCACUGCUCAAAGUGGGAACCUAGAACAUAACCUCCAGGACAACUCUCUCACCCUCUCUGUUCCUCUGAUGCAUGAAGUGGACUCCUCCAUCACUGGUGUUGUGUCCCCCAGUUCUUUUAUUUAUAGCGAAUCUGUGGCAGCCUCUCAGUUUAUUCAGCUAGAAGAUUUUGAAUGCGAUUUUCAGGACCUCAACUUUACUCUUCAGGUGUACAAUGCUGGCCCAAGCACACUCCCUGGAUCUUUUGUUAACAUUUUAUUUCCAAACCAUCUCUCAGCUACUGGAGCAGAAAUGUUCUAUAUUCGCCAGAUAAUGGUUGCACAAGACAAAGGAAACUGCUCUUUUCAGAGAAACCCAACUCCAUGUGUCAUUCCUCAAGAAAAGGACAACAUUUUUCACACAAUAUUUGCCUUUUUUACCAAGUCUGGCAGAAGAGUCCUGGAUUGUGAAAGACCAGGCAGGCCUUGCUUAAUUAUACAUUGCAAUUUAAGCUCACUAGCGAAAGCAGAAUCCCGCAGCAUAGAUGUCCAGAUGCUAUUGAAUACUGAAAUACUAAAAAAGGACAGUUCAUCUGUCAUUCAGUUCAUAACAAGAGCAAAGGUGAGGGUGGACACAACCAUCCGGGCAGUAGAAGUACCCAACGGGAAUUCAGAAGAUGCAACGGUGGUCUUUGAGGCCUUGCAUAAUCUGGAGCCUCGUGGUUAUGUGGUUGGAUGGAUCAUUGCUAUCAGUUUACUUGUGGGAAUUCUCAUCUUCCUGCUGCUGGCAGUGCUGCUAUGGAAGAUGGGCUUCUUUCGUAGAAAAUACAAAGAAAUCAUUGAGGCUGAGAAGAAUAGGCAAGAGAAUGAAGAUAGCUGGGACUGGGUCCAGAAAAGCCAGUGAACUGUUGCAGGAAGCGAAACACUGAAAGCCCAGCCAUAUAAUUCACCAUUUCUCCCCUAUUGGUCCUGCUCUUGUAUCUUCCAUAUGUGGAAGAAGGAAUCUUCUCCAGAUUUUUCGGAGGCCCAUUGAUGCUGUUGUUCAUCAUCAUCUUAAGCUAGGGAACAUAUCCUGAGGCAACCACUGCAGGCAUGUCAGAUGACUGGAGCAAUCUACACUUCCUGGAAGAGAUGAACUUUGAGCUGCAGCGCAGAGCAAUAUUUAUAAAUCCAGCAUAUGUGGUAUACCCUCAGGGGAAGACUGAUGCCUAAAACAAAGUAUUUUUUAUAAAUAUAAGCUUUUUAUACUGAUUAUGUCCUUUUAUAUAUUUGUAUCAAUGUUUUAUGUUUUCUAUUGAAUAGCGAUAUAUAUAUAUAUAUA
Molecule: messenger RNA, 3674 nt
Organism: Sceloporus undulatus (fence lizard)
Lineage: Eukaryota; Metazoa; Chordata; Lepidosauria; Squamata; Phrynosomatidae
Gene: ITGA9
Product: integrin subunit alpha 9
Exons: 28
Coding region: 153-3257 (1034 amino acids)
Biological process (GO): cell-cell adhesion; integrin-mediated signaling pathway; cell-matrix adhesion
Cellular component (GO): external side of plasma membrane; integrin complex
Molecular function (GO): integrin binding
Source: RefSeq, a predicted model, not a curated record